AGUCAGGAGCCACAUUGGUGAAGAAAGGGGGGGGGGGGGGGGAGUCUAAGAGGAAAAUGUGGUUCUUUGCCUUUUGUCAAAUUGAGUCCACCCAGAUAUUUCCUCACUUAUGGGUGGACCAAGUCAUACAUCGCCCCCUCCUUUCAACGAGCGACAAGGUUUUGCGAAGAGCACUGGAUUGUCCCUACGGGAAGCCAUCAUUCAUAAAUACAAUCAUUAUGGUGAACAGUUAAAUACUUCUGAGGAUACUGACGGUCACAACUAUGCAAUCAAUCAAGCAAGAAAUUGACUCCAGUGAGCCCUGUAGUGGAGAUGAUGCCCUGCUACUGGCUGUGGCCUUACAAGGGGCUAACCGGGACCUGAUGGGUAACGUCUCUUCGAUGCCAUUCAUUGCAAAAACCGGCUGUCGCAGGAAAAGGGAGUUUAUCCCGGAGGAGAAGAAAGACACUGUCUAUUGGGAGAGGCGCCGCAAAAACAAUGAGGCGGCUAAACGCUCGAGGGAGAAGCGGCGUAUAAAUGACAUUGUGCUUGAGAACAAGCUGAUGGCCCUGGGAGAGGAAAAUGCCUCCCUCAAAGCUGAACUGUUGUCGCUUAAACUAAAGUUUGGCCUUUUGAGCUCAGCAGCAUAUACCCAGGAAAUUGAGAAGUUAUCUUGCCACAAGAAUGCCCAUCUAGAUCAGCAAUUUGUCACAGCCAGUGCUGACCAAGGUUCCUCCAGCAAGGAAUCAGACCCUCAUCCCCUGCGCAGUAGCUGCAUUUCAGUCAUCAAACUUUCACCGAAUAUAUUCACCAAGGCGUGUGCUCCGACUCAGGGUAGUUUAAGUAAGUGCAGAACCACCGAGGUCAAACGGGAACUAGCGGAGAAUGGCGGCUUUCCACAUGAGAGAAGUAGUCCCUACGAUCUCAUGAGGAACUACAUGGCCAGCCCUUUUUCAAGAGUCUACACCCAAUCUGCUUCAUUCUUGCAGAUCACCAGGUCAUCCAGUAACUCUCCCAGAAGCUCAGAUGAUGGUGCUGUGAGCAAAUCAUCUGAUGGUGAAGAUGAGCAGCAGGUCCCCAAAGGGUUGGUGCCAUAUGUCACUGACCCGAGAAGCGUUAUUGUAUCCACACACAAAGUGCCCGAGGCCAGUUCGUCAGCUCUGCCUCAUAAACUGCGUCUCAAAGCCAAGACCACCCAAAUCAAAGCGGAAGCCAUCGACCUGGAGUACGAAUCGUCAGGAAAGUUCUCCUCUCCUGUCAAUGGAUGCUUCCCGGCAUCUUGGGACACUUCGGAGUACUCUCAGUCCUUGCUGUUCCCUUUGUCGGAACAGGUCACCACCAUGCAGGACUGGACCCAGUGUUCUGAGCAGUGGCAUAGAAGCAGCAACAAAACACUUCAGGAUAGCUGCAUGAGUAGCGGGCAAAACCAUAGCUUCUGGGACAAACCAACUGUGGAUAUAAAACAGGCAUCCUUUGCGCACUCAGACGGAGAGGACUGUCAAAGUGUCCUUUCUGAAAAAACAAAUCCCAGCACAGCAAGUGGCUGGAAUAGAGUCAAGUGAAACACCCACUCCUCACAAUGAGUCCCGAUCGAUAGCUUGCCUGCUCUGAAUGACCUUCCUAUUUUGUUGACCUUCCUGUCUCCACUUACUUGCUAUUGCACUGUGUGGUUGAUAUCAGGCUUUGAUCGACGUUUUGGUCGUUGUACGUUUUCAAAUAAAAUGUUUUCAAAUUCUA
Phyllopteryx taeniolatus (common seadragon) is the source of this 1716-nucleotide messenger RNA. RefSeq names its product nuclear factor, interleukin 3 regulated (gene nfil3). Gene Ontology annotation, cellular component: nucleus. The transcript is spliced from 2 exons. The coding region runs from base 264 to 1541 and encodes 425 amino acids. Gene Ontology annotation, molecular function: DNA-binding transcription factor activity; DNA binding. Gene Ontology annotation, biological process: circadian rhythm; regulation of DNA-templated transcription; DNA-templated transcription. NCBI's taxonomy places the organism in Eukaryota, Metazoa, Chordata, Actinopteri, Syngnathiformes, Syngnathidae. The record is from RefSeq and is a predicted model, not a curated record.